AUGCUGUACAUCUUAGAGGGUUUGCUGCUGCUGCCAGAAGUCCUCAGCAGCAGCCGCGGCAGCAGCAGCAGCAGGGAGUCUGCAGCAGCAGCAGCAGCAGCAGAAAGCUCGGGCCCCUUCUUGCCUGCGUGGCUGCUUUCUACUUUCGUUGCUUCUGUUGCUUUUCGUGUCUCUCCUCAUCCUGCUGCUGCUGCUGCUGCUGCUGCAGCAGCAGCAGCACCUGCUGCUUUUGCUGUUGCUGCUAAGCACCUGCCGCAGCCGCUGCCGCCGGAGGCUCCCGAGGGCAUGGAGGACUUGCUGCAGCAGCAGCAGCAGCAGCAGCAGCAGCAGCUGCCUGAGCUGCUCCUCUUUGAUCUGCAGAGCAGCGGCAGCAGCGCAGCAGCAGCAGCAGCAGCACGGCGUUUGCUCAAGGGGAAGCUAUGCAGCCUUCUGGGCAGCAGCAGCAGCAGCAGCAUCGCGAGGUGCUCCCGCGGGGCAGCAGCAGCAGCAGCAGCAGCAGCAGAGACACUGGACACAGUGCAGCAGCUGCAGCAGACACAGGCGCUGCUGUUUGCCCUCUCAGCAAAAGAAGCAGCAGCAGCAGCUGGCGGCUCCCCGCUGCAGCUGCGAGCCCGCACCCUCAGCAGCAGCAGCAGCAGCAGCAGCAGCAGCAGCAGCAGCAGCAGCAGUGAAGCGAAAGUUCACUUAGAGCUACGCUCUGCAGUUUAUCUGCCAAGCCUUAAAGGAAGCAAGAAGAAGGAGAAGCAGCAGCUGCUUUCCUUUUGCUAUUUCGCGUCAUCUCAAGGAGCAGCCCUUGCUGCAGCAGCAGCAGCAGCAGCAGCAGCAGCAGCAGAAGAGGGCCCCCAGCAGCAGCAGCAGCAGCAGAUUCAGGCGGGGCUUGUUGCUGCUGCACAGGCCCUGAGUGUGGCUUUGUGCACUUUGUCGCUGCUGCCUUAUUUGCUGUGCUGCAAGCAGCAGCAGCAGCAGCAGCAGCAGCAGCAGCAGCAGCAGCAGCAGCAGCAGCAGCAGCAGCAGCAGCAGGAAGAUGAAGAAGAUCCAGAAGCAGCAGCAAGUGAGGAAGCCCAGGAGGAAGCUGAAGAAGAGCUGGAGGCGGCGCUGCAUGCGCUGCAGCAGCUGCUGCUGGUGGCCUCUCCGCUGCAGCAGCAGCUGCAGCAGCAGCAGCAGCAGCAGGACGGUUCUGAGGAGCCAGAUGCAGCAGCAGCAGCAGGUGCUGCUGCUGCUGCUGCGCUGACGCAAGCAGCAAACUGCAGCAGCAAACUGCUGCUGCUGGGCGGCAACACUGCAGCAAAAGGCUUGCUGCGAGAAGCAGCAGCAGCAACAUGGCGCUGCUUGUGUGUCUUUGCUUCCCGACGGGCCCUGCUGCAGCUAGUAGGCGUUGCUGCUGCUGCUCCCAGCCGCAGCAGCAGCAGCAGCAGCAGCAGCAGCAGCAGCAGCUCGGAGUCUGAGGGCGAAGACACAGAAGAGGAAAGCGAGGCCAGCAGCGAAGAGGAAGGAACUGAAAUAAAAGAAAUAAAUAAAUCAAAAGAAUUAAAUAAAUCAAAAGAAUUAAAUAAAUCAAAAGAAUUAAAUAAAUCAAAAGAAUUAAAUAAUUCAAAAGAAUUAAAUAAUUCAAAAGAAGCAAAUGAUGAAGAAGACACAAAUGUGCUGCUGACUCCUGAUGAGGCCCUCAAGGCGCUGCUUGACGACGAUGGACUUGGCCCCCUUGGCGGCUUCCUGCAGCAGCACCAGCAGCAGCAGCAGCAGCAAGCUGCAGCGCGGAAGCUGCUGCUGCGGCAGCGGCAGCGCUUUGGAGAGUUGCGGCUGCGGGCCUUGUCGGCCCUUGAGGUGUACAUACACUGCAGCAGCAGCAGCAGCAGCAGCAGCAGCAGCAGCAGCAGCGGGUGGAACUCGCUGUGUUUGGAGCUGCUGACUGCGCUCUACGGCAGCUACAGCCGCGCUUUGCUGCAGCAGCAGCAGCAGCAGCGGCGGCAGCGGCAGCAGCAGCAGCAGCUCGAGGUGUACGGACAGCUCAGCAAGAAGCUGCGAGCCACAAUCGAAGCAGCAUUUAAAACAAUUAAAAGAAGCAGCAGCAGCAGCAGCAGCAGCACAAAAGACAACAAAGCUGCAGCAGACAGAAGCAGCAAAAACCCUCUUGCUGCUUGCUACCACGCGCUGCAGCAGCAGACGCUGCUGGCAAUCCAGCAGCAGCAGCAGCAGCAGCAGCAGCAGCAAGUUGGGGCCGCUAAGCGCAGCAAAAAGAGACAGCAGCAGUCCAAAGAUGAGGCACUGAACAGCAGCAGCAGCAGCAGCAGCAGCAGCAAAGAAAGAGCAUCGGAGGUAAUUGCUGCUGCUCCCUUGCUGCCGGCCCUGGACAGCAGCGAGCGCCUGCAUCAGCUGCUGCUGCAACGCAGCAGCAGCAGCAGCAGCAGCAGCAGCAGCAGCAGCAGCAGCAGCAGCAGCAGCAGCAGCAGCGUGAGGACUGAUUUGUCGGAGACGAUGCUGCAGCUGGUGGCUGAGUAUACCUUAAAGGUGCUGAAGAGCAGCAGCAGCAAACUGCCUGCUGCUGCUGCUGCUCUUAACCAGACACUAGGAGCAGCAUUUUUGCUGCGGCUGAACGCUUUGGAGGCUCAGGUCCGCAAAUUUAAAAACAGCAGCAGCAGCAGCAGCAGCAGCAGCAGCAGCAGCAGCAGCAGCAGCGAGCAGCAGGAAGAAGAGGAGCAGCAGCAGAAGCAAAAACGGCGCAAAAAGGACUCGGUGCAGCCCCAGCAGCAGCCCCAGCAGCAGCAGCAGCAGCAGCAGCAGCAGCAGCAGCAGCAGCAGCAGGAGGGCAGCAGCACGCUGGAAGAAGUGCUGCAGCUGUGUGUCUCCUCUCGUGCUGCGCUGCGCUGCUGCUAUUUGGAUUUAAAUUUCUUUUCUUACUUUGCAGAAAGAACUCCUCAGGUGUACAUACACCUCAACUUGUUUGCUGCUGCAGCAAAAGCUCGCUCGCCUUUUGUGCAGCGCGAGCUGGCGCAGCUGGCGUUUCAGGUGUACAGACACUCCGGCUUCUUAGCAGCAGCAGCAGCAGCAGCAGCAGCAGCAGCAGCACAGCAGCAGCAGCAGCAGCAGCAGCAGCAGCAGGGGCUGCUGGACCCCCAGGAGGUCGUGCUGAGUCUGCUCGCGAAAAACAGGAGGAGAAGCAGCACGGAAGCGGAGCACAGCAGCAGCAGCGAGCAGCAGCAGCAGCAGCAGCAGCAGCAGCAGCAGCAGCAGCAGCAGGUGCCUGCUCACCUCGAAGCAGCAGUGCAGCGAGCCCUAGAGCCCCCAAUGGUUCCCUUGAAGGCCUUUAAGUCUCCAUCGCGUUUUGCUGCUUUUGUUUUGAGGGCUUUGCUGCAGCUCUUAGCAGCAGCAGCAGCAGCAGCUGUCCGAGAGCAGCAGCAGCAGCAGCAGCAGCAGCAGCAGCAAGAGGAAGAGGAGCAGGAGGAGGCCCAGCAGCGACAGAAGAAGAAACGAAAAGAAACGAAAGAGAAGCAGCAGCAUGCUGCAGCAAACAGCAGCAGCAGCAGCAGCAGCAGCAGCAGCAGCAGCAGCAGCAGCAAUUUGGAGUGUACGUACAGCAGCGAGUCUCAGAAGCAAACAGCAGUGCGGCUGCUGCUGCAGCAGCUGCUGCAGCUGCUGCGGCUGUUUGUGAAGCGCGCAGCAGCAGCAGACCGAGCCACCCCCGCAGCAGCAGCUCCAGCAGCAGCAGCAGCAGCAGCAGCAGCAGCAGCAGCAGCAGCAGGGAGCAGCAGCAGCAAUGCUUUAAAUGAUUUAAUUAAAUUAAUUUGCAAAGACAAAGAAAUGAUGGAAGAGACAGUGCGGGGAGCUGUACAGACAGCUGGAGGAAACAAAAACAAAAAACUCCAAAAUGAAAUUUUCAAAUUUCUUGAAAGACUUACAGAAGAAAAACCCCAAGCAGCAGCAGCAGCAGCAGCAGCAGCAGCAGCAGCAGCAGCAGAAGACGCAGCAGCAGCAGAAGACGCGGCAGCAGCAGACGCAACAGACGAGGAGGCAGCAGCAGACACGGCUGCAGCUGCAGCAGCAGGCAAAAAAGCAGCAGCAGCGGACAAAACAGCAGCAGCAGCAGACAAAGCAGCAGCAGCAGCAGCAGCAGCAGACAAAGCAGCAGCAGCAGCAGCAGCAGCAGGAAAGAAGCGGCGGAUGGACGGAGAGGCAGCAGCAGGAAGAAAGAGAAAAGAACUAAAAAGAAAAUCUGCAAAUGAAGUUUAG
This is a messenger RNA of Eimeria necatrix, 4227 nucleotides long. RefSeq lists its product as hypothetical. The transcript is spliced from 2 exons. The coding region runs from base 1 to 4227 and encodes 1408 amino acids. The record is from RefSeq and is a predicted model, not a curated record. NCBI's taxonomy places the organism in Eukaryota, Apicomplexa, Conoidasida, Eucoccidiorida, Eimeriidae.